Cercospora beticola is the source of this 3804-nucleotide messenger RNA. RefSeq lists its product as uncharacterized. The record is from RefSeq and is a predicted model, not a curated record. NCBI's taxonomy places the organism in Eukaryota, Fungi, Ascomycota, Dothideomycetes, Mycosphaerellales, Mycosphaerellaceae.
ACACAAUUGUACACAUUUUACGGCCUUUAGUUUUCUCGUCGCUAGCGAUUCGGCUUACCUUAGGUAGGUAGGAGCUGCUGCAGCCACCGAUCGUCUUUCGGCAAGAACGGAAGUUUUGUCUUCGACGCGCGUGGCUUGACUGUACAUUUUCCUCCUCAAUGCUCUCAGUAGUCUUGAAAUUCACUGCACAUCAGAAUGAGAUGAAACGUGCCUGAAAGUUUUGGAUUCCUCAAGCAUUACUCAAGCCCCCAAAGCGCGAUCACUAGGGCAGACGACAAUUCGCGUGCCGAUGGGAAGGAUAUUGCGAACAUCAUGGAACGCGUGGAGACAAGAAACACAUCCGCUUCAGAACAGAGCACAACCCCGACAACUGAACGACGCGACAAUGGAUUCGAUGGUGGACUCACAAGAAGAAAGUCGACACUGUCUACAGUACGGAGUAAUGACCAGACUGCCAGUGCGCAGCCGGCUCCCAAGAAGCGCUCUCUGAUCCAAAAAAGCUUUGCGAUAUGGCAGAAGACCGGAAUCGACUCCAGGGUCUAUCGCUCAAUGUUCAAGUCGUCCAUCGCACCAACUAUCACCCUUGCGCUGUACCAGCUGGACGGCUUCGCCAACUACUAUACCACUCUCGGCUACCUGGCUGUCGUGAUGACGAUCCUUUCUGUGGUGAUGAUGCCUCGCGCCAAGUUCCUUCAGACCAUGCUGGUCAAUCUUCUGUUCCUCUGCCUGGGCGCGGCCCUAUCAUUACUGGCAAUGUACUGCUGCAUCAAGGCACGCAGAGGCAGCACAGCUCCUUACGAUUCCUCUGCAAGCGCUGUAGCAGCUGUCUGGUUGGUCGCGCAGGUCUUUUCUAUCAGUGUAGUGAGGGCGAAGCUGCCGCAGUAUAACAUUCCUUGCAUUUGUUGGGCCAUUUUUGCAAACGUCUCUAUGGUCUAUGGGCCACAGUUUGCGACAAUGGCUGCCGCGGAAUCCUUUGCGAGAAGACUUCUUGUGGGAUUCCUUACCGGCUUUGGCAUUGGCACAAUCAUCUCGCUUCUGAUUUUCCCACUCAACAGCAGGCAAGUAGCGUUCAAAGGUAUCACAGGGUUCAUCGCGUCGCUUCGAGGAGCUUUGCAGGCCAACCUAGAUUACAUGCGCAGCUUGGAGCGCACAGAUAUGUUCACGACUGCCACAACGAACACAAAUGGUGAGAAGCUUCCACGGAGCUCGGAGGCCAGAGCUUUCAAGCAGAAGAUGGACUCCCUAUCGGCUCUCUACGGCAAAUUGGCUACAGAUCUACCUUUCGCCAAACGUGAGGUCGCUCUCGGAAAGCUUGGCCCGGAUGACAUCCAAGAGAUCUUUCGCCUGUUGCGUCUGAUAAUGGUGCCAAUCGUCGGCCUUAGUUGCAUGGCUGAUAUCUUUGUUCGCAUCGCAGAAGAAUCGGGUUGGAACAGGAAUGUUGACUUUUCGAACGUUGCACCUGAAGACGCCCCUAACGAGAGCGAGAUGAUGAGGAUAGAAGCAGUGAAUGAGUGGCACGGAUUGAUGAAACGUCUCCGAGAGCCAUUCGACCAGAUCACUCAGACAAUUGAUGAAGGACUGGAACACGCACGCAUCGUCUUGCAACUCGGGCCCAAGCCGCCAAGGAGGGGCAACGAGGACGUGGAGAAACAAGGGACGACAGAACCUGGACCAGGCGAGAGUGGCUUCGCAGAAGUCUUUUGGCGACGAGCUCAGGAAUUCAAGGAGAGUAAGAAAGUUACACUUCGGGAGUGGUGUCAUCUGCAUGAUAUCCAGCUUCCCGAGAAUUUCUUCGACGAUCCAACUAUCGCGAAUUUGGACGCUCCGGCAUGGAUGCACGAAGGUUUUCUGUCCGACCCUCAUCGACACCUGCGGCGCCAGCUCUUCCUCGUUCUAUACUUCGAGUUCCUGCUCAUAACCAUCGCUCGCCGAACUCACAGGUUCAUCUUGGCGGUGGAUGCAUUCAAGGCCCACGGGAAACUCGACAAAAGGCGAUUGGUGGUGCCUGGCUACAAGAGAACAAGGAAGUGGCUGGCCAGCCUUCUAAAGGACGAUGAGGAUGCUGCAGACGAUAAUGACAUGAACACAGAUGGUCGAAGGGCGCAGGUCUACCUUGGAGAUGCUUUCAAGAAACGCAAAGAUCCAGAGCACUUGCCACCCACGAACGCUUGGGAGCGCUUCGGCAACAAGCUUCGUAAAAUCGCUCACUUCUUCCAGUCUCCUGCAGCCUCCUUUGGACUUCGUGUCGUAGCGGCUACCAUGACUCUCGCGAUUGUGAGCUUUCUGCGGCCUACGCAAAGGUUCUUCACAGAGCAAAGAUUGUUCUGGGCACAGAUCAUGAUCACUAUAUCUCUGUCUCCGACUUUUGGCCAGUCACUUAGGGGCUUCUUCAUCCGCGUCUCUGGAACGGCACUGGCUUUGGUUACUUCUCUGGUAGGCUGGUAUAUCGUCAACAAGGAAACAACUGGUGUCAUCGUGUUCUUCUUCAUCUUUGCUCACUUCGGAGCUUACAUCAUGCUCUUAUACCCAGCUUACGUUCAAGUUGGAGUGAUCUUCCAGCUCACAAAUGCAUUGAUUACGGGCUACGAGCUGCAGGUCAGGAAGCUUGGUAUCGAGGUGUCGACCUCUAAUGGCCAGGCCUACUAUCCGAUAUAUGAGCUCGCGGGAAUUCGAUUGGCGACCGUCUGCGCAGGUCUAUUCGUAGGCUGGAUCUGGACUUGGUUUCCCUAUCCCAUCACUGAACACAACCAAUUGCGGAGGCAGCUCGGCUCUACGCUGUAUCUUCUGGCCAAUUAUUACUCGGUCAUGCACGAGACUGUGCGGCUUAGGCUUGGUAAUGCACAAGGCGAUUUGACUUCGAAAGACAGCCCAGGUCGUAGACUGGAGAAAGCCCGCAGCAAGCUCUAUUCGAAGGCGAGCUUGACCAUUGCGAGCCUAAGAGCACAGGCCCAAGUCGUUAAGUACGACAUUCCAAUCGGAGGUAAAUUCCCACAAGAGCAGUAUCAGCGACUUAUCAAUCAGCUGCAAAGCAUGCUCAACUUCAUGUCGUUGGUCUCCGUAGCAUCUUACAGCUUCGAAGAACUGCGAGCCGAAGGCGAGGCACAACAUGGUUUACAGUGGCUCCAUGGCUUUCAAAAAUUGAUUGGCGAAGCCAACUAUACUUCAGAGCAGGUCACCACGAUGCUUACGCUUCUCUCGGCUUCGAUUACGUCCGAGCAGGCGCUUCCACCUUACCUACGUGUGCCAGAACCAUUCUUCUUAUCACAGAAGCUUGAAGAAAUGGACAAGGACAUGUUGAGUAUCAGGCACAUCGCCGAACCAGGCUACGCGAGUUUCGCGGUAAUACAGAUUGGCACCAAAUUCAUCUAUGAAGAUCUGCGACGGCUGGUAGCUGGCGUCAAAGAGCUUGUCGGAGAGCUUGAUUUUUCGUACCAUAUUGUGUCAACAUCUGACCCGGAGAGGAACGAGUCGGAGGAGACUCUGGUUCUCACAAGAACGCGGGCCAACACUAUGGGCAGAACGAAACAGGACUGAGGCAGAUAUGCUAAACUGCGCUCGGAAUGCCUUUCUAACGACUCUGUUGACGAGAAGAGGUCGGCAAUUGCAAGUCCACUCCAAUGGCUGCCCGCCUUUGCGGUCUCCACUUUGAGGAGUCGGAUGUGGAGAAUUUGAAGUUGCUUGCGUGCUUGCACAGCUUACGAUUCCACGCGGCCGCAUACCACUGCCAAGUUCUUGUCGACAGGCCGACAACGAACUACUCUCUUGCCGAAAAUGAGCAGAGCUGCCACUCUGUGUAUUUAGCCG